This is a messenger RNA of Cygnus olor (mute swan), 1169 nucleotides long. It is a transcript of the gene PGF, whose product is annotated as placental growth factor. Gene Ontology annotation, molecular function: growth factor activity; vascular endothelial growth factor receptor binding; chemoattractant activity. Gene Ontology annotation, biological process: positive regulation of protein phosphorylation; vascular endothelial growth factor receptor signaling pathway; vascular endothelial growth factor signaling pathway. The record is from RefSeq and is a predicted model, not a curated record. Lineage: Eukaryota; Metazoa; Chordata; Aves; Anseriformes; Anatidae. The transcript is spliced from 7 exons. The coding region runs from base 90 to 584 and encodes 164 amino acids. Gene Ontology annotation, cellular component: membrane.
CCGGUGUCCCGGUGGCGGCGGGGCGACAUGCCGGGGGGGGCGGCGCGGCGGCGGCGGCGGCGCUGAGGCCGGCCGGUGGCGGAGCGGCGAUGCGGCUGCUCGGAGCCUUCCUGCGGCUGCUGCUGGCCGGGGCGCUGGGGGCGCCGCCCGCCCCGGCCCCGGAGGCGCGGGGGACAGCCAGCGCGGAGGCGCCCGUCCUGACCUUUAAGGAGAUCUGGAAUCGCAGUUUCUGCCGGCCGCUGGAGCAGCUGGUGGAUGUCAUUGCCGAGUUCCCCAACGAGGUGGAGUACAUCUUCAGACCCUCCUGCGUCGCCCUGCAGCGCUGCGGGGGGUGCUGCGGGGAUGAGGGGCUCCGCUGUGUCCCCGUGGAGACCAGCACAGUCACCAUGCAGCUCCUGAAGAUAAAGCCCAACGGGGAGGCACCCUACGUGGAGAUGUCGUUCACCGAGCACAAGAAGUGUGAGUGCAGGCCGCGGCAGGACCUGGUGAGGCUGGGGAGGAGGAGACCCAAGGGCCGAGGUAAGAGAAGAGGAGACAAGAAGAGACGUAAAGACUGUGAGCUAUGUGGCAUGCCGCGCAGGUAGCCUCCGCUCUGCCCCCGGCCUCGCUCCUGCCUCCGGGGCCUGAUCCAGUCUCAUUCCUGCCCGGCGCGGGGGACGUGCGGAGCUGAGUGACGGUGGCUGGGGAGCAACUGUGCCGGGGAGCAGGUCCGCAGCGGGAAGGAGCCGACGGGACUCUUGCUUGGCCCUGGAGCCAAGGACUCCCUCGCCCUGUCUGCACCGGUUGCAGCAGGACUAAAGGACCCUUGAAGGAGGAUGAGGAGCUGGAGCCGCACUUCAGUGCCUCAGAAGGGCGUCCUGGGGGCCACGAGGAACGGAGCUGGUGGAUGUGCUGCUGGGGGUGGCAUGGGGUGGGGGCAAGCUGGGCUGCAGCCACGGAACUGCUCUGUCCUGCCGGGCAGGGGGGAGGAGGGACAGCCGGGACAGGCAGGGCUGCAUCGCUCCCAGCUUGGCACGGAGCAGCUCAGGAGGGUGCCAGGGUGGGUGGGGAGCUUGCCUGGGGAGGCCUCCUGGUGGGCACGGGGAGGGAGCUGGGGUGCUGUGGCCCUUCACGUACUCAUAUCCUCAUCAUAGCCUCCCCCUUCUCAAUAAAAGCUGGGGGCAGACCCA